AUGGCCUUGGAAGGGUUCAGACCAAUCACCAACGCUGAAGUUGCUGUACCGGAAAAUUGCCAACUCGAUUCGUCGAAUGCCGCCACGGGGAAGCCUUGGUGGAAUCGCACCGGAACGCUGUUGAAUCUGUACUGGAACCCAGAUUAUGAUUACGACGGUGGUGGCGGGGAAGGUCAUGAGGAUAACAGAAGCUAUGAAAAGCAUUUGAGAUGUCUGGAAUGGCGUUUAAGCCAACGUCGCGGCCAUCAAGUCGGCUCCUUCGUCGCAGCCUAUCUGAACUCCGACUACGGCGAUGAUAUCCCCGACGUGUCAACCCCUUAUGACCCGUCACGCCUUUAUUGGCCCUCUAGAAGCAUUCAAAACAAGCGAGAGUGGAUCGACAUCCUGAGCCGCCGCUCGAAAUGGUAUGUUGUAAUGCGGAUCGUAGUUAUCCAUGGAUCCAGGAGUGUACACACGUCUGGACUGUUCGGCAUUCUGGGAGACGCUCCUGUUCAAAUUGUCGAUAUUCGCGACCAGAAAAAAAUCAAUGCCCUGUAUGAUCUGGCCGAGUUAUGCGAAAGGGAAAGUCCGAAUGCCCAACCUCCUCAGAGCUUCUAUCGUAGCUCGGCCCCGGAGAUGGAAGGCUUCCUUGAAGACCUCUUCGCUGCCAGCUUUGAUUCACGCAAAAUGACAUUUGAGCUGCGACCAACCGUCAUGUUUCGCUGGUGCCCACUAAUGUGUAACCACCCUGGCAAAGUCUUGGAUAGUAUGGCAUGGCCGCCUAGAGAGGAUCGCUACUAA
This is a messenger RNA of Dissoconium aciculare CBS 342.82, 780 nucleotides long. RefSeq lists its product as uncharacterized. The record is from RefSeq and is a predicted model, not a curated record. Bases 1 to 780 code for a protein of 259 amino acids. The transcript has a single exon. Lineage: Eukaryota; Fungi; Ascomycota; Dothideomycetes; Mycosphaerellales; Dissoconiaceae.